This is a messenger RNA of Orbicella faveolata, 2308 nucleotides long. RefSeq names its product globin-1-like. The record is from RefSeq and is a predicted model, not a curated record. Gene Ontology annotation, biological process: oxygen transport. Lineage: Eukaryota; Metazoa; Cnidaria; Anthozoa; Scleractinia; Merulinidae. Gene Ontology annotation, molecular function: oxygen binding; iron ion binding; heme binding.
AUUCCUUCGAAAUAAUAACUUUAAUGAACUUUUUUAUUUCGGCAGUGAAACAAGGAUGAAAACGUACCGAUUUUUAAAGAUGGCCAAAUUGACAAGACAAAAUUUGCUUACAUGCACAGUUAAUAUUACCUUUUGUUUAAAAACCCAGCUGUAAAUGUUGUUUUUAAGAACUCGGUUGUCCUUUUAGUCAGUGGCUCAACAUUACGCAUUUCUCCAACUUUGCACUGAAAUUGAAUAGCAGGAUUUCUGAUUUUUCCGGUCCUAAAAUCUCACCAAGUGCGUAAGUAUAUCCCAGAAGAAGUCAAAUCUUCAUUACCAAGCUUUUAAAACUCUCUUGAAACUUAAGAUUUAUAAAAGAAAUAAAUUAUCGUCAUUAACAAGCGAGAGUGUAUGUGGAUAAUUUGAACACACAUCUGAGCUGUACGCCCGGGGCUGUACGUUUCGGUCAAACUCUUGUUUUGGACACAAUUCACACCAUAGUUAAUAGAGAAACAAUUUUGCUUUUCUCAAUUGCUUUUCUUAAAAAAUCAUUUGAUUAUAAGUCUUUAUUUCAACUGCACGAUAUAAAUUGGACAGAUGUAUUAGCAUACAAUCCUCCAACGCUGGCUUUUAAGGUCUUUGUGUCAAUUUUUAAACUUUGCCAGGGAGUUAAAUUGGAGAUUUCAAGCCUUAAAAAGAAGACGAAAGGUGGUGGCAACUUGCAGGUGUCCUCGGUUGGUAACUAACAUGGGCUGUGGAUCGUCCACCCACAAACCCACAGAGAAAUCCGCCGUGAUCCCUCUUACUCCAGCUCAAAAAUACCUGGUUAGAGAAACAUGGGAGACCAUCGAACUUCACAAGAAUUCUGUUGGCAAGAAAACGUUCUUGAGAUUCUUUGAAAAAAAUCCCGAAUACCAGAAGCUAUUCCCAGAGUUUAAAGAUGUACCCCCAGAGGAACUGGAGAAGACAAACGCCUUAUAUGGGCAUACUAAACGAGUGAUGAAAGCAGUGGAAAACGCUGUGUCCGCUUUAGAUGACGCUGAGAGUUUUAGCGCGUACUUAGAUGAAUUGGGACGGAGACACAAAACGCGUUCUUUGAGACCUACGCACCUUGAGGCCAUGCAGGAUGCCUUGAUGUUUACUCUUCAAGAUCUUCUCAAGUCCAGCUGGACUGAUGAAACAUCAGAUGCCUGGAAAAAGCUUUUCCACUUCAUCAUCGAUCACAUGAUCUAUGGCUUACAGUCAUGAUCAAGGCUAGCAAAGAAAAUGCAUGUCAACAUUAAACUGACUGCGCCUCUGAGUACAACUUAAAUAGCACGACACUAAAUAACUCUCUACCUUAUGGUAAAUCUAUAAACACUAGAGAAGAUCACGUUUACGUGGUUAGUCCUUGAGCUAAUUUAGUGUCACGCCUUCCUUGGUCUGUCAGGUCCAUUUCGUUAAUCUAAUUAAACAAGUUGCUUACUUUAUCUCACAAUAUAACAGCAGCUGGACAAAGAAUCUUCCAUUAAGUUCCCUAUUAGUACUAAAGGAUUUCUGUAAUCACGUCUUGUAAAACAAGGUCGAUGGCCGAAUUUUAAAACAAAUCUGGUCUAUAGUUCAUGUUAUCGUGUGACAAAGUUAAACUAAAUCUUCGUCGUUCAAAGAAAGUGUUAACCUUCGAAAAUUGUGGUACAUGUAGUACUUUUACCGCCCCAAUAGACACAAAAAAACAAAAGCCGAAAGCCACCAGAAUGAAAUAUUUUUCAUAUAAAAUUUUAGGUUUUAUGUUGCCGCCAUUUUGCUCCUCCCCACAAAGCAGAAGAGGUUGCGCGACAGAGGGUGCUUUUCAUUCAAACCAAAACCCCGGAACUUUCAAAAUGAAAGCAAAUGGUGCGAAAUUUUCUUUGGCAAGUUUACGGAAAAUCCGAAAAAUGUUUAAUUUCCGGAAUGCGAACCAUUCAACCGAAAACUCCAGGAUGAAAAUCAAAUAGAGUCGAAAUUUUCGGUAAGAAAUUUCCAAAGAUUUCGGUAUACCCCCGAAAAUUUAAACCGGAAUUUAUCAUCGAAUGGAAGGCGCCCAAGGCUGUUCUCUUUCCCUGAAAAUUGUUAAAAAUACUGUUCAUUUCGCCAACGGAAAUUUCCGGAAAUGCAAACCGAAAUGUUUGGUUGAAUGGAAAGCACCCAGCGGACUUUCUGACGUGUUGUAAAUAGAUUUGGCUUAGAAAGUCUAUACAAAUAAUUUAAAUGUUUUUUGUACAAUUUAUUUAAUUUUGUGCACAAGUAUAGCAUAACGCUAUUAUGGUUUUCUGUUGUUUUUGAAAAGAAACGUUUAUUAUAUUACUAGUAA